Molecule: messenger RNA, 902 nt
Organism: Mytilus trossulus (common blue mussel)
Lineage: Eukaryota; Metazoa; Mollusca; Bivalvia; Mytilida; Mytilidae
Product: complement C1q tumor necrosis factor-related protein 3-like
Exons: 2
Coding region: 118-732 (204 amino acids)
Molecular function (GO): protein binding
Source: RefSeq, a predicted model, not a curated record
CAAAAAAAUAUUUCAAUUCACAAGACGCCUCCCUGUGUGUGCACGUGAUCUUGUCGAAACUACAACCCUAGGCUUAAAGAAGAGUGGUCGCUUGUUAAUCAGUUUAGUUAACGUUGUAUGCAGACACUGUUCAUAAUGAUCGAUACGUGUUCACUGUUUCUACUCUUGGGACUCCUUGUAUCAUAUGGAGAAAAUACAAAAGCAAUUCAAAACAUUACCUUGGACGGAAGAACAUUGGUAACAAUUGAUAUGUUGGAUGCUUUGAGGAAAAAUUUGACGGACUUAGCAACAGAACUAAUCGAACAGAAUUCUAAGAUGAACGAGCCGGUUUUCUUCCAUGCAAAGAUGCCUGCAGCUCAAGUAGAUUACAACAAAAACUCCAUUGUGAAAUUUAGCAGUAUUUUAAACACUGAUGGAAAUAUUUUUAACCAUGGAGACAGUGUUUUUGUUUCACCUGUUACUGGCGUUUACUUAUUUUCCUGGACAAUGCUUACCUACAGUGGGAAAUCCAUUAGUACUGAAUUACGAGUAGACAAUGUUGUCAAGGCAACACUCCAUGCAAGUCUCGGUAUGGCUGUUGGACAUGUAUCGGUCAGCAAAACUGCUAUUUGUAGAGUAGCUAAGAAUGAGCACGUGUGGAUACAGACUGGUGAUUCUUACAUAGGAAAUGGUUUUGACUACGAUGCCGGAAGUUCGAGUUCAUUCAUGGGUGCUCUCAUAUACAAGAUUUAAACACACGAAUCGAAAGAUACGUUUGAAAUGGAUUUACAAUUUCAUUACGAUGACCAUCAGUUUACUAGUCACUUGCUUUUCUUAUAUCUUGUACUUUGUGGUAUAAUCGUGUUUUUAUAAACUGACAUCCAUAAUGUUCCAUUAACAUGAUUAAAUCCAUAUAUAAAUUA